Messenger RNA from Rhodamnia argentea, 2015 nucleotides. RefSeq lists its product as uncharacterized. NCBI's taxonomy places the organism in Eukaryota, Viridiplantae, Streptophyta, Magnoliopsida, Myrtales, Myrtaceae. The transcript has 2 exons. The coding region runs from base 211 to 1620 and encodes 469 amino acids. The record is from RefSeq and is a predicted model, not a curated record.
GUGGGAGUGACGAAUUGUGCGAGCAGAACCUGCGAAACCGCGUGGAAAAACAGAGGAGGGAACUUCCCUUUCCGCACAAAAAAAGCCACCAUGUGACCGAUCUCACCUCAUCCCAUCCCCCGCAUUCAAGUCUCUCACCUCCUCCUCCUCCUCUCAGUCGACGCUUGAAAGAUCCAAUCCAAGCUCUCUUCAAUCCUCGAAGCGUCGGGAAUGGCGCCGCUCGUGCGCUUCAAUUGCAGAAGCGUCGCUCUUGCUCUUCUCCUCUGCGUUGCUGUUGUUCUCGUGGGUUCCUUCGUUUUCCUCCGCGCUAGUCUAGGCUCGGAGUCUCCGGUUCAGAGCGAGCAGUUUCUUCUGGGUGCUGCCAGAAGGAGAUUGAUGGAGGCUCGAGAAGCAGAGGGCGAUGGUGACCAGAUCAUUGUGCCCAAAAAGAAGGCCAAGCCGACCACGCUGGCUACUUCGGAGAAGUCCAGGAACCAAACCAAGGUCGUUAAAUCCGCUCUCUCCGCCAAAAACCAGACCAAGCUGAUGAAACCCAAAUCGAGCCUGCCCUCCAGGAACCAAACCAAGCCUCUCAAGCCCGCAAAUUCGACCAAAAAAGGGUCGCCCGCGUCCACCUUUGUCGAUACAUCCGAGCUCAAGAAGUUCAACUCCACCUUGAAGGUCAAGAAGCUGAACACGACCUCGAAACCCUCCAAUUCCACCAAAGGCGACUUGUCUUCGGCCAAGAAAGGGUCAGAUCUGGGGAAACUAGCCACACCCAAGAACAAAACCAAAGACUCCCAACUCCAACUCGACAAGAAGCUCACUCAGUCCGACCCCAAGAAACAGAGCAAAAACAGAGGCUCCACCGACCAAGAACCCAAGACGCCCAAGACCCAGAAGCCGAAACAGCCCAACUGGCUCGACUCCGAGGAGGGUCACGAUCUGGUGGCCGAGUUCCGAGAUCUGCCCACAAAGUUCCAGCAAACCCUCAUCCCCGACCUCGAGCGAAUCUCCACCACCUCCAAGGCCUACCUCACCCAAGCCAACAAGCAGAUGACCAAGGGCUUUAAGCCUUACGUGGGCAACAAGUACGCGCCCGCCAUCGCGACCCUCGUCUCCUGCGCUUUCAUCCUGAUCCCUCUCGUCCUCGUCUCCCUCGUCUUCAAUCGCAUCAAGGCCUACUUCUCCCUCCAGAAGCUCCUCAUCUUCGUCCAGGUCUACCUCUCCAUCUACUUCUCCAUCCUCUGCCUCUCCUCGCUGGCCACCGGGCUCGAGCCCCUGAGGUUCUUCUACGCCACCUCGCGGUCCGCGUACGUGUGCAUACAGAUCUUCCAGACGUUCGGGUACGUCCUGUAUCUGCUGCUGCUGCUGAUGUACCUGGUGCUGGUCUUCUCGACCGACGCCGGGCUUGGCUCGAAGUUCCUGGGGUUGGCCCAGACCUUCGUGGGCUUCGCCGUCGGGCUGCAUUACUACGUGGCGGUGUUCCACCCGAUGGUGCUCCAUCAGCCGCCGCGGACCAACUGGAAGGUCCACGGGGUCUACGCCGCGUGCUUCCUCGGGAUCUGCUUGCUGGCGAGGGCUGAGCGGAGGAAGAAGGCUUACUUGGAAGAGGGUGGUGAGGAGGGCAAGAAGAGCUAAAAGCUCAAAGGACAAGUGAAAUUCUUCGUUUCAUAAUCCCGCAGCUCCAAACGAGGGGAACUUGCAAUCAAACCAAUUUGGUGCAAGAAAUGGUACAGAAGCUACGACGGUCUUCUCCAUGUCCAAGGGUCUUAUUGGGGUCAACCGUUUGACUUUUUUUUUCCCCUAAAUUGGCUAUGUCCUUUUUUCCAUUUUUAAGUUCUAGGGUUAUUCUAAUUUUUUUUGCACCCCUCCCAAGAUUACAUGGGGAAUAAUGCAGUAUUGGUGUUCCUACUUGAAAUAAUGAGCAUUGUCCUGCAAAAUGUUGGCCAAGCAACUAUGGUGUAAUGGUAUUAUUUGAAGUGAUGAUGUUGCAUGAUACCAAUUCGGGUAAAGAAAUCGCUAUGCUUUCGGAG